GUGAGCCCGCCUCCCAGCCAAGGCGCAGGCGCAGGCCCUCCUCGGCGGCUAGGUUUCCUCCAGGCUGGGAGCUCUGGGCGGUGGCGGCGGGCUCGGGAAGAUGGCUGCAGCAGCGGCGGCGACGGCGGCCGAGCAGGCAUAUAUUCUUGGAGGAGUUAUUCUAAGGGACAGAAAAAAGUCAACAUGAAGUCUGCCUUCAAAGAACUUAAAACUGUCAAAUAAAUGCAGAAAUAUCAGCUAAAGCAAAGUUCCAAUGGCCCUGUAAAGAAGUCCAUGCGUGAGAAGGCUGUUGAAAGGAGGAAUGUUAAUAAAGAGCACAAUAGUAACUUCAAAGCUGGAUAUAUUCCGAUUGAUGAAGAUCGUCUCCAUAAAACAGGAUUGAGAGGGAGAAAGGGCAAUUUAGCCAUCUGUGUGAUUAUCCUCUUAUUUAUCCUGGCUGUCAUCAAUUUAAUUAUAACUCUUGUUAUCUGGGCUGUGAUUCGAAUUGGACCAAAUGGCUGUGACAGCAUGGAGUUUCAUGAAAGUGGUCUGCUUCGAUUUAAGCAAGUGUCUGACAUGGGAGUUAUUCAUCCUCUUUAUAAGAGCACAGUAGGAGGAAGGCGAAAUGAAAACUUGGUCAUCACUGGCAACAACCAGCCUAUUGUUUUUCAGCAAGGGACAACAAAGCUCAGUGUAGAAAAGAACAAAACUUCUAUUACGAGUGACAUUGGUAUGCAGUUUUUUGACCCAAGGACUCAAAAUAUCUUAUUCAGUACAGACUACGAAACUCAUGAGUUUCAUUUGCCAAGUGGAGUGAAAAGUUUGAAUGUUCAAAAAGCAUCUACUGAAAGGAUUACCAGCAAUGCUACCAGUGAUUUAAAUAUAAAAGUUGAUGGGCGUGCUAUUGUGCGUGGAAAUGAAGGAGUAUUCAUUAUGGGCAAAACCAUUGAAUUUCACAUGGGUGGUAAUAUGGAGUUAAAGGCUGAAAACAGCAUCAUCCUCAAUGGCACUGUGACAGUCAGCACAACUCGCCUGCCCAGCUCCUCCAGUGGAGACCAGUUGGGUGGUGGGGACUGGGUGCGCUACAAGCUCUGCAUGUGCGCUGAUGGGACUCUCUUCAAAGUGCAAGUGACCAGCCAGAACAUGGGCUGCCAAAUCUCAGACAAUCCCUGUGGAAACACGCGUUAGAAUGCCAGAGGUCAUCCAAAUGUUUAUAUCUUGACUUGACGUUUGUUUUUUAAGAGUAUGCAUGCACAUAAUGUUUUUACAGUUUGUGAUAACUCACUGGAAUUAUUUUAUCUGAGAGCACUACUUUAUCUAUUAUGUAGUCUCCCUAUUUAAAAUAUUCUUGAGACCCUAAACUCUAAUGUAUUUUAUUAAGUUGCACUGAGUUUCAAGAGACAGUGCUCUAAAUAAUUAGAAGAAGUUAAUAAAAUUAAUCUUUAAGGAAGUGUUUUUAAAGUUCCACUAUUCCUUGUCUGAAGGAUUUUAAAGGGCUGAAGCAACUGCUUUGAUGCUGUAAGUAAGUUUUGGGUCUGAUAGACCCACCAGAAGCACGACAUCUAUUUUUCUUUUUCCUUUUCAAAUUAGUACGUGUUUGCAGUACAUAGUUUUUCGUGCUCUGUUUUUUGGCUUCUAAUAGGAAAGACACAGAUUUUUAGUGCACUAACCUUGAGCCAUUUUCUCACAUGCAAGUGAAGGAAUUAAAAAAGUGUACGUAUGUGAGACAGUAAGAAACUAUGGUUCCUUAAUUUUGCACUAAGAAGAAAAUACUCUGUAAUAGAGUGAUUAUUUGAAACAGUUAUAAAUAUUAUGUGUUCAUAAUGUCAUGGAAAUUAAAACACAAUCUCAGCUUUAACUUUUAAAUAAUAAUAAUAGCUGUCAUUAUCCUAGGCAUUGCAUAUUUAAUAUCGCUAACUCUUACAUCAACUCUGUAAGUAGGUGUUAUUGUCCUAGUUUUAACCAGUAAGAAACUACAGAUCAAAGAAAUUAAGAAACCUGCCUAAUAUCACAUAGUAAAUAGCAGAGUUGGGAUUGGAAUUCAAGUGUCGUUUAAAUCUUGAUGUACCUGAUUCCAAAUACCAUCUUCUUUUUAAUAUCUCCACUUAAUUUUCAGUUAUUUAAAACUCUAGGCAGAUGAAAAAAAAGAUGAAUUCAAACUUACCUAACCUAAACCACUCUAGCUGAAAGAUAAAUAAAUUUCAUGUCACACAAAAAACCAAUCACUGUCAGAUUUCAAACUAUCUUAAGCCAAUUCCAAAAUAUUAUUGUAUAAAGAGGACUAAUUGGCCUCCUUGUGAGUUGUGCCAGUUUUCCAGCUUUGGCGCACAGGAGUGUCUGAAUGGGCUACAGAGAUGCUGAGGGUUCCUACUCCCCACAGCGCCAUGCGGGGAAGGCAGUCAGCCCAUGGGGCCUGCUCCAGAAGUGGCCUGAUGUGCUCACUCCAGUGUGCUGCACUAAUAGCACCCUCACAGUAUGCUGUGCCCUGAAAAGACGUCAGGAUGCACUGGACUAAAGGGUGCUAAUACAAGAGAUAAGUACUGUUAAGUAAAUAGAAGAAUUUAUUUCUGCUUCUCAUAUCACUCUGUGGAAUCAUUAACACAGACAGCAUCAACAACAGGGACCUCAAAAUAAAGUGCUAUAAAAUAGGCAUAAAGUGUGAUAGACCCCACCUGCACUGAAGUAUAACCAUAUUCUGUCAUGGUCACUUUGAACUGUAUAAGAUAAUCAAUAUGAAAAAAAAACAAUUUAUAUUCAAUAUAGCUAUGAUUCUUUCUGACAGAAAAACCAAAUACCUUAGAGACUAUGAAAUCAAUACAUUAUACUCAAAUAAAAAUUGAUUUAUUAUCUAAAACUGAGUGCAGCUUUUAAAUGAAAAGAGAAUGAGAUUUGUGACCUUUGAGUAUUAUUAAUUGUAGUGAUAUUUGAACUUAUUUGAAUAUAUUCAAUGUCACUUAAUAUCUCAAACCUACACAGAAAAAUCAUUGGAAUUUUUGCUUAUAUGCUCAGUAUAAUUUUAAAAUUUUGCAUUCAUUACUUGUCUGCUCUAGGUUUUGAAAGAUUCUUUAAGUAUUUUUACUAAAACCACAGAACACUACAUUACAAAGUAUUAUUUAUUGAAUCUAAUUCAUAAACUAAUCUAUUUUUACUUCUACUUGAGAAGUACUUGUGUUUUUGGUACAUCUCCUUUAAGUGCUUUUGACAUGAGAAGACAUUCUGAUGUUUUUAUAGAACUGGGUGUUAACAGUAUAGCAUUUUGGUAUAUUUUGUAAGUGGUCUGUGAUUUUUCACUGAAAAGUAGACCUAGGAAAUGUACUGGGAAGCAGAACAAGAACGAACCAGCCAUUUUACCUGUGACCUAUCUUCAUUUGCUAUAAAGUUUCAGCUCCCCAAACUCACCACCAGAUGGUACUUUUCUGUAAGCAGAAAAAUUUGCCUCUUCCUGCUGUCUGUUCACUCCUCUGCAUUGAGCAGCAGCAGCCCUGGGCAGGUGGCUGACAAAGACAGGAGCUGGGGCAGGGUGAGAUUCAUGCUUGCUUAAAUGAUAACAAUGUUCUAGAGGUGCAUCGCAAUGAUAAGGGGGACAAAAGAAAUACAAAAUUUUUUAGACUCUAAUGGGCUGAAGGGGAAAAUGCAAAACCACACAGAGACUGCCUAUAGUCUGCAGUAUUUUAAUAUAUAUGUAUUUGUAUUUUUGCAUUAUGAAAAAAACAAUACAUUUUGUGUGAUAGUUUUGAUUAUGAAAGGUACCAGUUCUAUGUAGUUUUGAAUGAGUGUUUUGAAUGUUAAUGGUGCUAAACUUGACAGAAGAGACCAUUGAAAUGCUAAUAAUUUUAAUAUUCUUUUUAAAAGUGUUGAAAAAGGCAAAGAUUAAAAAUUGUGCCAUAUAAAAAUCAACCUAUAAAUUUGUUUCACAUUGCUAGCUUGAGUUUCAGUUCAGUUUGUACUAAUUAUUAAUGACCUCUGUUUACAAUAAAAAUUCUGUAAACUGUU
Heterocephalus glaber (naked mole-rat) is the source of this 3972-nucleotide messenger RNA. RefSeq names its product sarcoglycan beta (gene Sgcb). The record is from RefSeq and is a predicted model, not a curated record. Gene Ontology annotation, biological process: muscle organ development. Gene Ontology annotation, cellular component: sarcolemma; sarcoglycan complex. Lineage: Eukaryota; Metazoa; Chordata; Mammalia; Rodentia; Bathyergidae.